Molecule: messenger RNA, 2260 nt
Organism: Achroia grisella
Lineage: Eukaryota; Metazoa; Arthropoda; Insecta; Lepidoptera; Pyralidae
Exons: 8
Coding region: 143-1543 (466 amino acids)
Source: RefSeq, a predicted model, not a curated record
UUUGAGUGGAAAGGUGUCCCCUGGUGGGGCUGCGGAGCGCGAGGCAGUAUGGCGCCGCGGCCCUGAUGAUUCGUAUUAGUUUUGUGGCGCGCGUGUUAGCGGCAACUGUUUCUCGUGCUCAUGCGAGUGCAUAGUCGGUACGAUGAGGUGGCGCGGCCGCGCGGCUCCGUACCGCGCCAAGGAGCGCGCCAACAUCAGUUUCUUCAUCUUUAUUAUGUUCUUUGCGGUGUUCGGUGUGAUAAUACUAACACAGCUUUUGUUACUGGAACGGCCCAAUACCACCGGCUCCUCGAGAUCUCGUUAUGAAGACCUCCAGGGUUGGGAAGGCAGGACGGAGACAGGGAAUGGGGAUACGGGUGAACCGCCUCCACCUGCGCAUGCGCCGCUCGACGCUGUUUGGCAGCCUGUGGCUGGUACUAAGUUUAAAUUUUACGUGUACUCAGCGUUUGUGGAACGGCGGACGGUUGCAGCGGUGCGUAUAAUCGCCGCCACAAAAACUCGGAACGCAGAUGCCGUCAUAUGCAGAAUCUGGCUGCCAGACAACCGCACACUCACACUUAAAGCUAGAGUCAAGGCCAUACGAGAGAAUUGGAAUUUAAAGUACAGUGCGACAUACGUACUAUGUUUGCUACGUGACUCGGGAGUAAAACCUCAGGAAACAGUUGGAGCGUCCAUAUCAGUUGUAUCCAGCAGUUGGGCUGGUAGACCGCCCACUAAUCUGCUUACAGUCCUGGACACCGAACCUAAGAGUGGUAUUGAGGAAAAUCUCCACAUAUGUGUUAAGCCGUUCCAUUACUCAUACGCCCGUGACGACUGGCUACUAGAAUGGUUUGAACUAAACAGGCUACUGGGUGCGAGUCAUUUCUACAUGUACAACGAGUCACUGAGUGCGCCUGUAGGCUGCCUCAUUGACCACUACAGGAAGCAAGGUCUAGUCACACUGCUGCCGUGGAAACUGCCUAUAAUAUCUAAAGUUGAGAUAAGAACUGAGGGACAAUUCGCUGCGUUCAAUGAUUGCCUAUAUCGGUCGAUGUCAACGGCCGGUUGGUUGCUGGUAAUCGAUGUGGACGAACUGGUUAUCCCGCGCCGCGAGAGGACGCUGCCCGCGUUGCUCACAGCACUGCGGGCCUCCUACAAUCCACCAUCGAAGUCACCAGCCGCCUUUCUGUUUAGAAACGCAUUCUUUUAUCUUCGAUGGGAGGAUGACGCAGAAGCGACGGCGUCAUUGGUGACGGCUCGCAAAACACGGCGGUGGGCGACUCCCCACGCGCUCAAGAACCGCAGUAAGUACGCGCUGCGGCCGCGCGACACCGUCGAGCUCGGGAACCACUUUGUUUGGGAGCACGCGCCCGGCGCCAGUUCUGCUGGGGUACCCACCGAUCGAGCUCUUCUACAUCACUAUCGGGCUGCUUGUGAGUACGGUGGUAUGAAUUGCUUGACAGUCCCGUCAACAGUAGACCGCAUGGCACACAGAUGGACCGAGGAAUUACAAAAGAAAGUUGCUGACGAGAACCAGAUACUCGCCAGGGUUUGCCCGAAGUAAGCAGAUCCCGUAUUAUUUCCGAUAUAUAUGAUUAAAUGGUAAUGAUUUGUUGAUUAAUGGUUGACUUUAAUAAAACUAUUGUGGUUGUAAAUAAACAGAAAAAAUCGCGUCCUUAUCUCGCGCAAUCUGUUAUUGUACAUAUCUCAGUUCAUAUACAAGGGGAUAGUUUACAAAUGAUAUGUUUAAAAUACACAAAUUAAUUUGCUCAAACCCACACGGAUGUUUUUGCUAAAAGAAUAUCAAACAUUUUUAAGCUUUUGAUUUCAUUGAAUAGGAACAUUUGAUUUGCAGCUCAAUGUCGACUUGAAAAAAAUAUUUUUUUUAAACAUGUUGUUUAUGAACCCCAUAAUUUAAAUAUGUUAAUUUAUAUUGAUACUAAAAAAUAAUUAUAAUAGAUAUGUGAUUAUUAUUGUUUCGUUACCUAUAACUUAAUAUCAUUAGGUUAGAAAUUAAAAAAUGGCAACAAAUUUUUUUAUGCAAUUGAUUUUUAAUUUAAGAUUAUAAUUAUGUAUAAAUGCCCCAAAUAUGCAUAAUAUAACCAUAAUAAAGAGGACCAUUAUAGGGCUGACGAUUCUCUCUCAAAUUGUGAAUUUGUAUAGAGCAAGAAAACCAAUGACAGUUUGUAUGUUAAGGCCCAAAAUUUUGUUCUGUGUUCAGAUCAGUAUGUAACUUAUUGUAAUGUAGCUAAUGUAAUGAAUAUAUUUCGAGGUAUGGAUU